Molecule: messenger RNA, 975 nt
Organism: Cucurbita maxima (winter squash)
Lineage: Eukaryota; Viridiplantae; Streptophyta; Magnoliopsida; Cucurbitales; Cucurbitaceae
Product: universal stress protein PHOS32-like
Exons: 4
Coding region: 78-719 (213 amino acids)
Source: RefSeq, a predicted model, not a curated record
AGUUCCGGGUAAAAGGAGAAUGAUUCGGGCGAACCGGAAUUGAAUUGCUGGGUGAUCUGUACACGUGGACGGCAGAGAUGCAAUUCCAAGCUUCCUUCUUCUUUCCCCUUGACGUUUGUAUUGCCAAUUUAAACGCAACUUCAGGUCUGCGUUGUUACUUCCCUUGCGUUUUCGUUUUAAUCGCACUGUUCCCAUUUCACGAAAAAAGAAGAAACGCCACAAAAAUGGUGAAGGAUCGGAAGAUCGGAGUGGCUCUGGAUUUCUCCCGCAGCAGCAAGAAUGCUCUGAGAUGGGCCAUCGAUAAUUUGGCAGACAAAGGCGACACUCUCUUCAUCAUCUACGUUAACCCUAAUUCAGUAACCGAAUCCCCCCAUCAGCUCUGGGCUGAAUCUGGUUCUCCUCUGAUUCCCUUAUCGGAAUUCAGACAGCCUGAUGUUUUGAAGAGCUAUGAUGUCAAAGUCGACAUCGAAGCCCUCGAUAUCCUCGACACUGGCGCUAGACAGAAAGAGAUUCAAGUUGUGUCGAAGCUGUACUGGGGAGAUGCGAGGGAGAAGAUUGUGGAUGCAAUCGAAGAUCUGAAGCUGGAGUGUCUGGUAAUGGGAAGCAGAGGACAGAGUACCAUUCGAAGGAUUCUGCUUGGGAGUGUUAGCAACUAUGUGAUUACUCAUGCUCCUUGCCCUGUUACAGUGGUGAAGGAUUCAAAAUUUGAGCAUAAUUAAGGCGUGAAAUUGGUGAAAGGAGGCGGGUUUUGUUGUUUGAUGUCGUUAAGAGCAUGCCCAAACUCCUGAAGUUGUAGAAAAUGCUCCUCUCCUUGCGCUCUUUAUAUGUAAUAAUUGCCCCUACCCACACCCACACCCACACCCACACCCAUCUGAGAUUUUCUCAGCGCCCUGUUUAUGUUUCUUUUCUGAAAACAUUAUUAUUAUUAUUACAAUGAUGCUUUGUAAGAACUAAACUACUACGUUUCGUUUCCUU